Molecule: messenger RNA, 882 nt
Organism: Aaosphaeria arxii CBS 175.79
Lineage: Eukaryota; Fungi; Ascomycota; Dothideomycetes; Pleosporales
Product: meiotic nuclear division protein 1
Exons: 3
Coding region: 1-663 (220 amino acids)
Biological process (GO): meiotic joint molecule formation; reciprocal meiotic recombination; meiotic strand invasion involved in reciprocal meiotic recombination
Cellular component (GO): condensed nuclear chromosome; DNA recombinase auxiliary factor complex
Molecular function (GO): recombinase activator activity; double-stranded DNA binding
Source: RefSeq, a predicted model, not a curated record
AUGGCUCCCAAAAUAACCGCAAAUGCAGCCAAACAGGCGCUCAUCCUCUCCUGGUUCCACAAGACCGCUGUGGCCCACAGCAUCAAAGACCUUGAGAAAGCGCUCCCCUCUGUUGCGUCUAUCAAUGGAAUGCAAGUGAAGGACUACUUGCAGUCUUUAUCUGACGACAACAAGAUUCGUGUUGAAAAGAUCGGCAGCGGCAACUGGUACUGGAGCUUCCCAAGCGACGAGAAAAAAGCCAAACAGAAGGCCCUCGCCCAGGCUCAAGACGAGCAUGACAAGGCCCAGGCUUUGGUCGACGAACUUCAAUCCAAGGUCAACGAAGCAGGUGCUGCAAGAGAAGAAGAUGCAGAUAUGCGUAUGGGAACAGGUGGCGACCGCAAAACCCUCAUCAAAGAGCACACAGACCUGACUACGGAGAUCGAGCACCUUCGUCAGGAGCUCGCUGCGUAUAGCGAGCAUGAUCCUGUAGAGAUGGAAAAGAAGAAGCAAGAAGUACAACAAUUCAAGGAGGAAGCAGAGAAAAAUAUGGACAAGAUCCUGAGCAUGGAAGACUGGUUUAGGAAGCAGGUUGGUGGCGACAAAGAGCAGAUGGAGGCCAUCAUGCGAGACUGCUAUGGCGAUGAGUUUGACGAAGAGGUGUCCGGCCUACGGGAAUUGUAAUGUCUUCGGAUUCCCCACUCCAGCUGGACCUAUGUAGGCUGAUUCCUUGUACUCCUUGCGAGGCGUCACUACGGUGGUGGGCUCCGUGUAUCCCACCCUAACUGCGGUACAGUGAUAUCCCGCUAGAUAUUCCAAUGCUCCGCCACACUUUGCAAUGACGAGGGAUGAAUCAUCUGUGCCAUAGCCAGUCAAUAUACGAGAAUCAAAUACAUCCCAAGG